Molecule: messenger RNA, 800 nt
Organism: Neurospora tetrasperma FGSC 2508
Lineage: Eukaryota; Fungi; Ascomycota; Sordariomycetes; Sordariales; Sordariaceae
Exons: 2
Coding region: 99-800 (233 amino acids)
Source: RefSeq, a predicted model, not a curated record
CCAAAGGCCACCUCCAUACAAUCAUCAGCACCCACAUAAAUCACCAACACAAGUCACCACCACCACAAUAACCAUACCACACCAACAAAACCAUCAAAAUGCUAGCCCGCCGCGGUGUAAUAGCCGACGAACUCACCGAAUCCAGGUCCCACGUCCAAGAAGCAGUACUCGGAAGCAGCCCCGACAACCGAACCACCCCACAAUCGCACUCCGAACCACAUCCCGAACCCCCCAAAACAUGUACCGAUCCAAACUGCCAUUUCUCGCCCUCUACCUCCGAAUCCGCAUCGGCAACCUCCUCUUCCACCGUUCGCCAAGCACAAGGAAAAGACCACCACAAACACCCCACAACACACCACAGCCACCAUCACCACCACGAAUGGGAUAACCUACCGGGAAUCACCUCGGAAGCGGAGGUUUUGCGGCAGAUAAAGAUGCAGCAGCAGCAGCAAAGGGAACAACAACACCACCACAAAUGGGAUAACCUACCGGGAAUUACUUCAGAGGCCGAGGUUCUGCGGCAAAUGCAGCAGCGGGAACAGCGGGAACAGCAACAGAAAAAUGGUGGUCAGGAGCAGAGCCAGGACCAGGAUUCAGAGGUUCAGGGAGGUAACAACAAUAAACCAAAACAAGUGGUAUCAACGCUUGAAGAAGAAGGGCAGGCUGGGAACAGUACCACCGGAGGCCUCUCCAGUGAAGUCAGAGGACAGGAGCAAGAUAAAGGGAAGCAGAGAGAGGGUGACAGUCCAAAUAGGGGACGGGCGGCGGGCAGUACAGGGAAAAGUCACGGGUUCAUAUGA